Molecule: messenger RNA, 4086 nt
Organism: Cucumis sativus (cucumber)
Lineage: Eukaryota; Viridiplantae; Streptophyta; Magnoliopsida; Cucurbitales; Cucurbitaceae
Product: probable LRR receptor-like serine/threonine-protein kinase At1g56140
Exons: 19
Coding region: 1276-3798 (840 amino acids)
Biological process (GO): protein phosphorylation
Molecular function (GO): protein binding; protein kinase activity; ATP binding
Source: RefSeq, a predicted model, not a curated record
AAGCCUUUCAGUUAAGACUUUUGCCAUCAUUUUGUAAGGGAUGUGAACUGAUUGGUCUAAAAUCUUUGACCUUCAGGCUUCACUGCAUCCUCCUUCGGAAUUGAACAAAUGAAAUUUUCUCUAACCCGCAUUCAGCUUCCAUUUCGAUGAAAUUUCUCAAAGAAUUGGAAGACAUCCUCUUUCAUAUAUGCCCAAAACUUCAGAAUAGCUUCAAUCAUGAAUCCAUCAGGCUCGGGAGCUUUAUUUUUCCCAAGAUUCUUUAAUUGGAAGACAUCCUCUUUCAUGUAAGAGACAUAUGCUAUAAGGAGUUCACUUUCCCCCAAUUUAAAUGUGCUGGAAAAGCCCCUGCACCUACUGAUUUUGUGUACAAAGCUGUGUAAAAUUUCAUAAUCAGCUCCUCCAUCUCCCAAAAUGACAAAAGAAUACUGCAAUCCUUGUCUACCAACUCCGCAAUCAGAUUUUUUCUCUUCUUUGCCGCCAAGAAACGAUAAAAGAAACUACUGUUCUCACCACCAAGCUUCAGCCAGUUUAGUUUUCUUUUUUGGAUCAAGUUCCUUUCAUCAUUCAUGAACCUUCCCAAUAAUUCUACCUUUAAUGACACACUCAAUUGAGAGGUCAAUCAAGCAUUGGUUUCUGCCCCACCCCCGCCUCCCGCCCCCACCCCCAUCAAAUCCUUCCAGCCUUUCCAACUGCACAAGAAAUAUGCGCCUCCCUCUCAUUUCUUUUCUAUUUACUUUGUACUUGCCAUUUUUUUUUGCUGCUUUUAGCUUCCUUAGUUUGGCCGAUAUGACAAAAUCAGUCCAGUUAUUAUUAGAUGGAGGUUUCCCAUAUUCGUUUCCAUUUCUUCCUGUCAUUAUCUACAUGAACACUCGAGUUAGCAUUCAGAUUUGGAUUCAUCAGGGCAUGGAUUUAAUCGAGUCUUCAUAUGCCUGAUUGGGUUAAUGGGUGGAAGAAGUCCUAACAGUGGCCGCAACUGGCAGCUGAGAGUUAUCGCUCCGAGAGAGAGAUUCCAAAACUUCAGAUGGUUUUGGACUAGAGCCACGAGGCAUCAACAAAUCCAAGAAGUUUGUGUACUUUCAGAAUUUUGUGAAGAUGAACUUUCCAGAUAAUGUAGUAGGAAGAGUACAAUUGUACAGAGACCAAGCUGCAAAUAAUUGAAAGCAACAAAAUGGGAGAAUGGACAUCCCAAGAGCUAUCAGCCAUGGAAAAGAAAAAAAAUAUUCAAGAAUUCAUGAAAAGUUGAGUAAGAGCGGAAGAGCAUGAAGAAUCAGAGUAAUGUACUUAGAUAGUUCUGGAGUUCAGGGUGACAUUCCCACAACAUUUUCAAAUCUUACAAAUUUGCAGACAGUAUUGGCAUCAGACAACAAACUCACCGGAGAAAUACCUGGAUUCAUUGGGAGUUGGCUAAAACUCAGAACAUUGAUGUUUCAAGGAAACUCUUUCACGGGACCAAUACCGUCAACAUUUUCAAAUUUGACAGCUAUGAAUGAUUUGAGAAUAGGUGAUCUAUCAAAUGGGGGGUCUUCCCUAGAAUUCAUCAAGAAUAUGACGUCUCUGCGGACCCUAGUUUUGAGGAAUAAUGGUAUAUCAGAUUUAAUUCCUUCCUACAUUGGAGAGUUUGAAGAAUUGACGUGGCUAGACUUGAGUUUUAACAAGUUAAAGGGAGAAAUUCCAGAGUGGCUUUUCAACUUGACUAAGCUGUCAUACUUGUUUCUUGGAAACAACAAGUUAACGGGUAGACUACCUCAAACUAAGUCUGACACUCUUCUUGUUAUAGACUUAUCAUACAAUGGUUUAUCAGGGACCAUUCCUGAAUGGGUCGAUGGUUCAACCUUACAGUUAAAUUUAGUUGCCAACAACUUCCUCUCAGAACAUGUGAAAGAGAGUAAUUUACCUUUGGGUUUGCACUGUCUUCAACGAGAAUUUUCUUGUAAUGGAACUUCUGGAGGUUCUAGUUUGAAACCUAGUUUUGGGAUCAACUGUGGAGGUUCAAAAUUUGAUGAGUAUGAUAAACAAAGUGCGAUUACUGGUGGAGCUUCAUAUUAUGUUAGUGACUCAGAAACUUGGGCUGUUAGUGAUGUUGGAAACUUCCCUAAUACCGAAAACUCUACUAGUUAUAACAGAGGCAAUAGAAACUCUACUAGUUAUAACAGAGACAGUGACACAACAGAAUAUACAUUUGCAAAUAGAAACGUCUCAGAACUUUUUUGGACACAAGAAUUAUCUACUUCAUCAUUGAGAUUUUACGGACUGGGACUUAAAAACGGGAUCUACACUGUGAACCUUCUGUUUGUAGAACAAGCUUUCACAAAUUUGUCGAAAUGGAGCAGCCUUGGGAGGCGGGUCUUUGAUAUAUAUAUUCAGGGGGAACUUUUCCAGGAGGAUUUUAGUAUUCAAAAUGAGGCAGGUGGGUCUUUUCGUCCUAUUUCAAAGCCAUUUAAGGUACCAGUUUCAAAAAACUACAUGGAAAUUCACCUUUUCUGGGCUGGGAAAGGUACUUGCUGCAUACCUAAAGACGGUACUUUUGGUCCUUCUGUUUCAGCAAUCUUUGCAAGUCUAGCAGAUUCUGAUCAGCCUGUAAGUAAUGCGAAGAAGGGAACUAGUCAAAUAAAGGGGACCGGUAGUAAGAAGAAUGCAGCCAUUCUAAUAGUGGGGAUUGUUGUUGGUGUAGGAUCUGUUUGCUUUCUAGUUUUCACAAUUUCCAUUCUUUUCUAUAGAAGGAAAGGUCGUUCCUCUGAAGAUGAAGAACUCUUCGGAAUUGAUGAUCAGAGACCUCACACUUAUAGUUAUUCUGAACUAAGGACUGCUACAGAGGAUUUUAGUUCAUCCAACAAGCUUGGAGAAGGGGGCUUUGGACCCGUUUACAAGGGAAUACUGAAUGAUGGAAGAGUAAUUGCUGUGAAGCAACUUUCUGUAAAAUCUAAUCAAGGAAGGAACCAAUUUGUGGCUGAGAUUUCUACAUUAUCCGCCGUGCAGCAUCGCAACCUCGUGAAGUUGCACGGGUGUUGCAUUGAGGGCCAAAAUCGUCUCCUUGUGUAUGAGUACCUGGAGAAAGGGAGUCUGGACCGAGCAUUAUUUGGAAAUAGAAGCUUCACUCUUGAUUGGCCAAAACGAUUUGAUAUAUGCUUGGGUGUGGCGAGGGGUCUCUCUUAUCUUCAUGAAGAAUCAAGGCUUCGAAUUGUUCAUAGAGAUGUUAAAGCCAGUAACAUUCUACUUGAUGCUGAUCUGAACCCCAAAAUUUCAGAUUUUGGUUUAGCCAAACUUUAUGAUGACAAAAAGACUCAUAUUAGCACCGUUGUUGCUGGAACAAUUGGAUAUCUUGCACCUGAGUACGCCAUGCGUGGCCAUCUAACGGAGAAAGCUGAUAUCUUUAGUUUCGGUGUCGUGGCUCUUGAAAUUGUCAGCGGUAGGCCGAAUUCCGACAGAAGCUUGGAGGAGGACAAAGUUUUUCUUCUUGAACUGGCUUGGUACCUCUAUGAAAACAAUCGUGAAAUCGAGUUGCUAGAUUCGGAUUUGUCGACAUUCAAUGAGGAUGAAGUAACACGAGUUAUUCGAGUAGGUCUAAUGUGCACUCAAACAACCCCAGCUCGACGGCCAUUGAUGUCACGGGUUGUGGCAAUGUUGUGUGGAGACAUUGAAGUGGCUGCUAUAACUUCAAAGCCAGGAUACUUAAGUGAAUGGACCUUCGAUGACUUGGUCACUUCUACAAAUGAUGCAACUACAGAAGGAUCCAGCACUACCCAUCAAGGUUCUUCAAGUUUUAGCAUCCAUGCUAACGAUGCAACCUCUUCAAAUUAAGGCAAUCCCAUACUUUAAAUUAUGGCUUUACUAUACUACGUUAUUUGGAGACUUAAUUUACACAAAUCUGUAUAUUUUUAUCAAUUUUUCAGGUUUGUUUGGUUCGUUGGUAGUUUAGUUCACAGACCAUACAAUAGUGAUUCUUAGCCUUAAAUAUAUUGUAGUAUUUAUUUAUGUGUACAAACAAUAUCCCAGAUAGUAGAUGUUUAUCAUUGUGUAGUUUAAUUCAUAGACCAUAGAAAUGUUACAUAGUUUAUUAUAAAUAAAUUUGAGUGUCCUUGCAAUUCA